This is a messenger RNA of Merops nubicus (carmine bee-eater), 1867 nucleotides long. RefSeq names its product leucine rich repeat neuronal 2 (gene LRRN2). NCBI's taxonomy places the organism in Eukaryota, Metazoa, Chordata, Aves, Coraciiformes, Meropidae. The annotation marks the transcript as partial. The record is from RefSeq and is a predicted model, not a curated record. The transcript has a single exon. Gene Ontology annotation, molecular function: protein binding.
AUGAGACGUUUCCAGCCCAGCUCGCUCCUGCUCUGCGUGGUGGCUGCUGCUGCCAUCCCCGUGGUGCCCUGGAAGGUGAGAUGCCCGGCACGGUGCGUCUGCCAGAUCCGGCCCUGGUACACCCCCCGCUCCGUCUACCGGGAGGCUGCCACCGUGGACUGCAACGACCUGUUCAUCUCCACCGUGCCCCCAGAGCUGCCGGAGGGGACCCAGACCUUGCUCCUGCAAAGCAACAACAUCGCCAGGCUGGAGCAGAGCGAGCUGGAUUAUCUGAGAAACCUCUCGGAGCUGGACCUGUCGCAGAACAGCUUCUCCCACGUCUGGGAUUUCGGCGUGAAGAGUAUGCCCCAGCUGCUCAGCCUGCACCUGGAGGAGAACCAGCUUACUGAGCUGCCCGACGGCAGCUUCCCCGGGCUGGGCAACCUGCAGGAGCUCUACCUGAACCACAACCAGCUCCACAGGAUCGCUCCUCACGCCUUCUCCGGCCUCGGCAGCCUGCUGCGGCUCCACCUCAACUCCAACCUCCUGAGGACGGUGGACAGCCGCUGGUUCCAGAUGCUCCCCAGCCUGGAGAUCCUCAUGAUCGGAGGCAACAGGGUGGAUGUGAUCUCGGAUAUGAACUUCAAGCCCCUGUCGAACCUGAGGAGUUUGGUUUUGGCAGGCAUGAGCCUGAGGGAGAUCUCGGACUACGCGCUGGAAGGGCUGCGGAGCCUGGAGAGCCUCUCCUUCUACGACAACAAGCUCCUGAACGUCCCCAAGCGGGCGCUGCAGCAAGUUCCUGGCCUCAAGUUCCUGGAUCUGAACAAAAACCCCUUGCAGAGGGUCAAGCAGAGCGACUUCACGAACAUGCUGCACCUCAAAGAGCUGGGGCUCAACAACAUGGAGGAGCUGGUGUCCAUAGAUCAAUUCGCCUUGAUCAACCUCCCCGAGCUGACCAAGCUGGACGUGACCAACAACCCCAAGCUCUCCUUCAUCCACCCCAAAGCCUUCCACCACCUUCCCCAACUGGAAACCCUCAUGCUCAACAACAACGCCCUAAGUGCCUUGCAUAAGCAGACGGUGGAAUCCCUGCCCAACCUGCAGGAGAUCAGCAUCCACAGCAACCCCAUCCGCUGCGACUGCGUCAUCCGUUGGGUCAACAGCACAGAGAACCACAUCCGCUUCAUCGAGCCCCAGUCCACCCUCUGCGCCGAGCCCCCCGACCUCCAGAGGAGGCACAUUCGGGACGGCCCCUUCCGGGAGAUGACGGAUCGCUGCCUGCCCCUCAUCUCCACCAGGAGCCUCCCCUCCCGCCUGGAGGUGGCCGACGGUGACAACGUCUCCCUGCACUGCCGAGCUCUGGCGGAGCCGGACCCGGAGAUCUACUGGGUGACCCCUCGGGGGGUGAAGCUGGUCCCCUACGCGGAAGACGGGCGGCACAAGGUGCACCCCGAAGGGACGCUGGAGAUUCGGGGGAUCUCGGCUCGGGAGGCCGGGCUCUACACCUGCGUGGCUCACAACCUCCUGGGGGCGGACACCAGGAGCGUCAGCGUGGUGGUCAACCACUCCUUCCCGCUCAGCGAGGACAGCCUGGAGCUGGUGGUGGCCGACGUCCAAGCCUACCACCUCCUGGUCGCCUGGAAGCCACAUCUCAACACCGUCUCCUCCAACCUCACCUGGUCCAGCUUCGUCCUUCGCUCCAACCUGGACGUCACCAACGUGGCCCGGAUCCCCACGGGGACCCACACGUACAACAUCACCCGGCUCCACCAGGACACGGAGUACUGGGCUUGCCUCCACGUGGCCUUUGUAGACUUGCAGGCCAAGGUGGCUUGUGUGAACGCCAGGACUAAGGAGGCCACCCACCGCUACCGGCUCCCUGAGGGCG